Plasmodium gonderi is the source of this 897-nucleotide messenger RNA. RefSeq names its product variable surface protein. NCBI's taxonomy places the organism in Eukaryota, Apicomplexa, Aconoidasida, Haemosporida, Plasmodiidae. The transcript is spliced from 4 exons. Bases 1 to 897 code for a protein of 298 amino acids. The record is from RefSeq and is a predicted model, not a curated record.
AUGCAUACAAUGUCAAUUGAUUAUUUGGAUUACAAUGAUUAUGAAUUAUACAGCGGUAAAAUCCCUAAUUUUCCUAAGGAGUCAGUUAGCGAUAAAAAUAUUGAAGAAUUUUUUAAUAGCGUGAACAGUAUAGGUACAAUAAAACCAAUAGUUUCUGCUUAUUGUUGGAUAUUAAAACAAUAUUUUGACAAUAUUAACUCGAUUGAUUUAAGUGAUAACAAUAAAAUUUGCAAUUAUAUUAAAUAUUGGAUAAAAACAGAAAUUGAAGGAAAACAUAAAAAUGAUGUUCACAAUAUAUUUAAUUAUUUGAUUAAAUAUGUUAAUAAUCAUAAUUCUGUCGCAAAAUUAAAGAAAUGUAAUUUCCAUACAAAUAUCCUUGACGAUAGCAAAUAUGAAAAAAUAAAAAAACAUUAUAAUGUAUAUAAUAUGUAUUGGUUUAUAAUUAAUUGGAUCAGAAAUAAACAUCCUGGUAAUGCAUUAUGUGAUUAUAUUGUACUUUUUAUUGAUAACUCUAAUAAAUUCAUAACAACACUUAAUGAUGCUGAGGAUAAUGAUUUUCUUAACAAAUUAUAUAAUAUUAGAUGCAUAUUUGAAAGUAAUCAAUCGAUAUCCAGUAAAAAGUGCAGGAAUGAAUUUAAUGAUAAUCAGACUCCAAGAGAAUCCGGUCUUAUGAAUUGUUUUACAAGUCAUACAGACAAUCAGACUUAUUUAGAAAAAGAUUCUGUUAAAAUAUUUGCUAGAAGUAAUACCAAUAAAUAUGUUAUAAUAACAGCGGUGCUUAUUACCAUAAUAAUAGGAACAAUUUCUUUAUAUUUCUAUAAAUUUAAUGAAUCUUGGAAGAAAUUACGCUUUAGUAAUCAAAGAAAGAUAAGAAUGACAAAUUAUGUGAAUAUAUAA